GUCAAAAGUUGACAUAUCUUCCAAUUAAUUUUCCACAAUAAACAUUCGUGUUUUGCAAGAAAAUGCCCCGGGAGCUUUACAAUGGAUUGCCUGAACGUUGCUGAGUGGUCCCCGACGCAAGUGGAAGGAUGGCUGAAAGGUUUAGGCGCGCCGGUGGGCGGGUACGCGGCGACGCUGCGCGCGCGCGGGCUGGACGGCGCCAAGCUGCUCAUGCUGCGCUGUGACGACCUGGAGUACCUGGGCAUGCGCACCAUCGGCCACCAGGAGCUGCUGCUGGAGGCCGUGGAGCAGCUGCGCAACUUUGUGAGUGUGUGUGUGUCUGUCAAGCUCAGGGGGGCACGCGGCGGGCUGGACGGCGCCAAGCUGCUCAUGCUGCGCUGUGACGACCUGGAGCACCUGGGCAUGCGCACCAUCGGCCACCAGGAGCUGCUGCUGGAGGCCGUGGAGCAGCUGCGCAACUUUGUGAGUGUGUGUGUGUCUGUCAAGCUCAGGGGGGCACGCGGCGGGCUGGACGGCGCCAAGCUGCUCAUGCUGCGCUGUGACGACCUGGAGCACCUGGGCAUGCGCACCAUCGGCCACCAGGAGCUGCUGCUGGAGGCCGUGGAGCAGCUGCGCAACUUUGUGAGUGUGUGUGUGUCUGUCAAGCUCAGGGGGGCACGCGGCGGGCUGGACGGCGCCAAGCUGCUCAUGCUGCGCUGUGACGACCUGGAGCACCUGGGCAUGCGCACCAUCGGCCACCAGGAGCUGCUGCUGGAGGCCGUGGAGCAGCUGCGCAACUUUGUGAGUGUGUGUGUGUCUGUCAAGCUCAGGGGGGCACGCGGCGGGCUGGACGGCGCCAAGCUGCUCAUGCUGCGCUGUGACGACCUGGAGUACCUGGGCAUGCGCACCAUCGGCCACCAGGAGCUGCUGCUGGAGGCCGUGGAGCAGCUGCGCAACUUUGUGAGUGUGUGUGUGUCUGUCAAGCUCAGGGGGGCACGCGGCGGGCUGGACGGCGCCAAGCUGCUCAUGCUGCGCUGUGACGACCUGGAGCACCUGGGCAUGCGCACCAUCGGCCACCAGGAGCUGCUGCUGGAGGCCGUGGAGCAGCUGCGCAACUUUGUGAGUGUGUGUGUGUCUGUCAAGCUCAGGGGGGCACGCGGCGGGCUGGACGGCGCCAAGCUGCUCAUGCUGCGCUGUGACGACCUGGAGCACCUGGGCAUGCGCACCAUCGGCCACCAGGAGCUGCUGCUGGAGGCCGUGGAGCAGCUGCGCAACUUUGUGAGUGUGUGUGUGUCUGUCAAGCUCAGGGGGGCACGCGGCGGGCUGGACGGCGCCAAGCUGCUCAUGCUGCGCUGUGACGACCUGGAGCACCUGGGCAUGCGCACCAUCGGCCACCAGGAGCUGCUGCUGGAGGCCGUGGAGCAGCUGCGCAACUUUGUGAGUGUGUGUGUGUCUGUCAAGCUCAGGGGGGCACGCGGCGGGCUGGACGGCGCCAAGCUGCUCAUGCUGCGCUGUGACGACCUGGAGCACCUGGGCAUGCGCACCAUCGGCCACCAGGAGCUGCUGCUGGAGGCCGUGGAGCAGCUGCGCAACUUUGUGAGUGUGUGUGUGUCUGUCAAGCUCAGGGGGGCACGCGGCGGGCUGGACGGCGCCAAGCUGCUCAUGCUGCGCUGUGACGACCUGGAGCACCUGGGCAUGCGCACCAUCGGCCACCAGGAGCUGCUGCUGGAGGCCGUGGAGCAGCUGCGCAACUUUGUGAGUGUGUGUGUGUCUGUCAAGCUCAGGGGGGCACGCGGCGGGCUGGACGGCGCCAAGCUGCUCAUGCUGCGCUGUGACGACCUGGAGCACCUGGGCAUGCGCACCAUCGGCCACCAGGAGCUGCUGCUGGAGGCCGUGGAGCAGCUGCGCAACUUUGUGAGUGUGUGUGUGUCUGUCAAGCUCAGGGGGGCACGCGGCGGGCUGGACGGCGCCAAGCUGCUCAUGCUGCGCUGUGACGACCUGGAGCACCUGGGCAUGCGCACCAUCGGCCACCAGGAGCUGCUGCUGGAGGCCGUGGAGCAGCUGCGCAACUUUGUGAGUGUGUGUGUGUCUGUCAAGCUCAGGGGGGCACGCGGCGGGCUGGACGGCGCCAAGCUGCUCAUGCUGCGCUGUGACGACCUGGAGCACCUGGGCAUGCGCACCAUCGGCCACCAGGAGCUGCUGCUGGAGGCCGUGGAGCAGCUGCGCAACUUUGUGAGUGUGUGUGUGUCUGUCAAGCUCAGGGGGGCACGCGGCGGGCUGGACGGCGCCAAGCUGCUCAUGCUGCGCUGUGACGACCUGGAGCACCUGGGCAUGCGCACCAUCGGCCACCAGGAGCUGCUGCUGGAGGCCGUGGAGCAGCUGCGCAACUUUGUGAGUGUGUGUGUGUCUGUCAAGCUCAGGGGGGCACGCGGCGGGCUGGACGGCGCCAAGCUGCUCAUGCUGCGCUGUGACGACCUGGAGCACCUGGGCAUGCGCACCAUCGGCCACCAGGAGCUGCUGCUGGAGGCCGUGGAGCAGCUGCGCAACUUUGUGAGUGUGUGUGUGUCUGUCAAGCUCAGGGGGGCACGCGGCGGGCUGGACGGCGCCAAGCUGCUCAUGCUGCGCUGUGACGACCUGGAGCACCUGGGCAUGCGCACCAUCGGCCACCAGGAGCUGCUGCUGGAGGCCGUGGAGCAGCUGCGCAACUUUGUGAGUGUGUGUGUGUCUGUCAAGCUCAGGGGGGCACGCGGCGGGCUGGACGGCGCCAAGCUGCUCAUGCUGCGCUGUGACGACCUGGAGCACCUGGGCAUGCGCACCAUCGGCCACCAGGAGCUGCUGCUGGAGGCCGUGGAGCAGCUGCGCAACUUUGUGAGUGUGUGUGUGUCUGUCAAGCUCAGGGGGGCACGCGGCGGGCUGGACGGCGCCAAGCUGCUCAUGCUGCGCUGUGACGACCUGGAGCACCUGGGCAUGCGCACCAUCGGCCACCAGGAGCUGCUGCUGGAGGCCGUGGAGCAGCUGCGCAACUUUGUGAGUGUGUGUGUGUCUGUCAAGCUCAGGGGGGCACGCGGCGGGCUGGACGGCGCCAAGCUGCUCAUGCUGCGCUGUGACGACCUGGAGCACCUGGGCAUGCGCACCAUCGGCCACCAGGAGCUGCUGCUGGAGGCCGUGGAGCAGCUGCGCAACUUUGUGAGUGUGUGUGUGUCUGUCAAGCUCAGGGGGGCACGCGGCGGGCUGGACGGCGCCAAGCUGCUCAUGCUGCGCUGUGACGACCUGGAGCACCUGGGCAUGCGCACCAUCGGCCACCAGGAGCUGCUGCUGGAGGCCGUGGAGCAGCUGCGCAACUUUGUGAGUGUGUGUGUGUCUGUCAAGCUCAGGGGGGCACGCGGCGGGCUGGACGGCGCCAAGCUGCUCAUGCUGCGCUGUGACGACCUGGAGCACCUGGGCAUGCGCACCAUCGGCCACCAGGAGCUGCUGCUGGAGGCCGUGGAGCAGCUGCGCAACUUUGUGAGUGUGUGUGUGUCUGUCAAGCUCAGGGGGGCACGCGGCGGGCUGGACGGCGCCAAGCUGCUCAUGCUGCGCUGUGACGACCUGGAGCACCUGGGCAUGCGCACCAUCGGCCACCAGGAGCUGCUGCUGGAGGCCGUGGAGCAGCUGCGCAACUUUCAAUAUGAGACGUCGCGCGAGUGCGUGCAACAGAUGGCGCUGCGAGUGUCUGUGGCGGCGACAGGGCUCGCGCGGGCUUUAGCCGGCGGCUGCGAGCGCCUCGAGACACAGACGCUGAUGGAUGUAGCCAGAGCAGUAGCUGCUGUCAAGGCGCUAGUGUGCUGGCUAGCGCGCUUCCCGCUGUCGGGCGGGCUGCUGCGCGACCGCGCGGCGCACCUGCUGGGGCUGUGCCUGGAGGCGGCGACGUGCGCGCAGCGGGACCGCUUCGCCGAGCAGCCGGCGCGCACCGUGGCCUCCGCCGCCGCCGCCGCCGCCGCCUCCGCCGACACCAUCGUGCAGCACGUGUCGGACUCGUUCGUGCUGGCGCCAGCAACGUUGGAGACAGUGUCGCUGCGUCAGGCCGGCAAGCCGCUCGGGUUCUCCGUGCUGCCAUCUCUGAGCGGACAUUUACAACUGGCCAACAUCCGCUUCGGCUCCCCGGCGCACGCCUCGGGGGCAGUCCACGAGGGGGACGAGAUCGUGCAGGUUGGCGGGCAGUGCGUUGUGGGAUGGAGCGGGUCUGCCGUGGAGAGCGCGUGCGCAGAGCGAGCGAAGGGCGGCGGGGAACUACUGCUGCGACUACGGAGGAGAGGCGCACGUGUGUGCGUGCAGACGCGACGGGACAGGUACGUGUGUGUGUGUGUGUUGGAGCGGUCUGCCGUGGAGAACGCGUGCGCGGAGCGAGCGAAGGGCGGCGGGGAACUACUGCUGCGACUACGGAGGAGAGGCGCACGUGUGUGCGUGCAGACGCGCCGGGACAGGUACGUGUGUGUGUGUGUGUGUUGGAGCGGUCUGCCGUGGAGAACGCGUGCGCGGAGCGAGCGAAGGGCGGCGGGGAACUACUGCUGCGACUACGGAGGAGAGGCGCACGUGUGUGCGUGCAGACGCGCCGGGACAGGUGCGUGUGUGUGUGUGUGUGUUGGAGCGGUCUGCCGUGGAGAGCGCGUGCGCGGAGCGAGCGAAGGGCGGCGGGGAACUACUGCUGCGACUACGGAGGAGAGGCGCACGUGUGUGCGUGCAGACGCGCCGGGACAGGUGCGUGUGUGUGUGUGUGUGUUGGAGCGGUCUGCCGUGGAGAGCGCGUGCGCGGAGCGAGCGAAGGGCGGCGGGGAACUACUGCUGCGACUACGGAGGAGAGGCGCACGUGUGUGCGUGCAGACGCGACGGGACAGGAAGGCGGGCCGCCUGGAGCCGGAGGGCACGCUGGCGCCGCCCGCGCCCGCGCCGGCCGCCGGGGACUCCGACGACGACGAGCCCGCCUCGCCCACGCUACCGCUGGAUCGCAGGAUGUACCCGCCCCCGCCGCGCACGCUCACAGCGCGGCGACACUCCGUGAGCGGCGGUAGCCCCACGGCGCGGCGCCCGCGGCGCGGGCUCGACCAGCUGUGGUGCUCCCUGCAGCAGGCUCGCGUGGACCUGCACUACCGCCGCGACAAGGCGGUGUCCUGCAGCACCGGGCUGGAGCUGUCUCCUCGUCCGCGGACGUGUCCGGCGGGGCCCGCGCCGGUGCCGGGGCCGGGGCCGGGUCCGGCGCCGGAGCCGGCGCGCGAGCCGGCGCGGCGCGACGAGCGGCCGCGGGGCAAGCUCGACAAGAGCCACUCCACGCCCGCCUACGACUUCCAUACCGAGCCGCCGGGACCACUGACGCAGCAGGUGAUCCCCGAGUCGCCGACGACCCCCGCAGACUCUCCCACAGUCUUCGUACACUCCGCCGAGAAGGCCGACCAGAUCCUCGACUUCAAGAAGUCCAGCUCACAGAUAGAAGAGGCUAUACUGCAGAAGAGAAGGCUCACUGAUGAGAAGAAUGAGUUUUCUUUCGGCGAGUCAGAACCGCCAGAGCUGGUCGAAGCUGUCAACGUUAAUGUUGAGGCUCAAGGCCGCGUGAGGAGACUUUCAGCGAAGAGUCCACAGGAGGAGCGGUCCCUGUCCGUGAGCGAGGCGGUGCGCAACAUCCAGGAGUCGCUGGCGCGGGUGGCGCCCCCCGCGCCCGCGCCCGCCCCCGCGUACCCCGCGCUGCGCGCCGUGCCGCCGCCCCCGGCGCCCACUAGUCCGCCGAGACCGCACAAGAUCGACGUGUCGCAGAUCUCCGUUCCGCUCCGGCACCUGACGAAGCACGACCUGCGCGUGCCUCCUGCAGACGCGCCGGCGGAGCCCCCCGCGCAGGGCUCCCCGCAGCCCCCCGCGCAGGGCUCCGCGCAGGGCUCCCCGCAGGCCCCCGCGCGGGGCUCCCCGCACGCCCCCGCGCAGGGCUCCCCGCACGCCUCCCCGCAGGGCCCCGGCCUGCCCGGCCCCCGGCCCGAGGCGUCCGCGCACACCAACGCGCCCACGAGGGGCAUCUUUCCCACAUACAAGUCCAAAAGUCUGAAGAAGAAAAAUUCCCUACUAGCCAAUACAUUUCCUACCUUGGAUCAGUUCAAAGAGUUCUUAACCAGCCGGUACCGAGCUCUAGAGUUUAUUGAGCCGAGAAACGUCAAUAAGGUCACCAGUGCUUACGAGAAACCUUCGAGUAGUGCAAUCAAACAAAAUGUGUUCCAUAUUGCUAGCGCGUCGGUCAUAGCAUAUACAUUUCCUACCUUGGAUCAGUUCAAAGAGUUCUUAACCAGCCGGUACCGAGCUCUAGAGUUUAUUGAGCCGAGAAACGUCAAUAAGGUCACCAGUGCUUACGAGAAACCUUCGAGUAGUGCAAUCAAACAAAAUGUGUUCCAUAUUGCUAGCGCGUCGGUCAUAGCAUUUCACGUUAUAUUCUCGUAA
Messenger RNA from Leguminivora glycinivorella, 6432 nucleotides. RefSeq lists its product as uncharacterized. Bases 82 to 6432 code for a protein of 2116 amino acids. The record is from RefSeq and is a predicted model, not a curated record. Gene Ontology annotation, molecular function: protein binding. The transcript has 15 exons. Lineage: Eukaryota; Metazoa; Arthropoda; Insecta; Lepidoptera; Tortricidae.